Messenger RNA from Stegodyphus dumicola, 592 nucleotides. RefSeq lists its product as uncharacterized. Lineage: Eukaryota; Metazoa; Arthropoda; Arachnida; Araneae; Eresidae. The record is from RefSeq and is a predicted model, not a curated record. Gene Ontology annotation, molecular function: protein binding.
GUCAGGAGUUUUCAAUCAUCUCUCAGUACUCGGACCGCCGAGAUAAAGUUCAAGAGGGGUAAGAGACCAACUCCGCGGAAACGCAAAUGACGUUGCCGCCUGAAGCAUCAUCCCGAAGAACUUUUCUUGAGUCUUUUUCCUCUGUCGUUUACGAACAACGACUAUGAAUGCGUUUUUCGCAUUUCUCCACCGGACAGGUGAUAUAAUGUGAAGGAGACAGGGAGGUUUAUGUCAAAAAGAGCAUCAGGACAUGGUGGCCGUGUUCUAAAAUACGAUGGUUGUUUAUCAUCUUACUUUGUGUUCUUGGUUGAUCUUAUCGUGGAUUGCUUCUAGGGGUAACUCUGAGAAGAGGAGCUAUAUGACAUAUGACAUGGCGACCAUAUGCAAGACACAUCCUAAUUUCAAAAUCCGGAUGCAUCACAGUGGAACAGGUUCCACAGGCAUUUUGAAAGCCACCGAUUUAUUAUCAGAAGAUGAAGAGAAGGAAUGUGUUGCAAAAAUCAAGCCUCCUAGAGGAUAUGGGGUGAUUUUCAAUCUCGAAGACGUCCGACUGAGGAAGGAUGCUAAUUAUGACUGCAGAGAUUACAUCAAG